Messenger RNA from Drosophila bipectinata, 3690 nucleotides. RefSeq lists its product as uncharacterized. NCBI's taxonomy places the organism in Eukaryota, Metazoa, Arthropoda, Insecta, Diptera, Drosophilidae. The record is from RefSeq and is a predicted model, not a curated record.
CAACCAUCCCAGCAUCCAUCUACUUGGCCAUUGUGGUUGUUUUUGGUUCGGUUAUCCUCCCGCCUCAUCCUCGGUGGCUGGAAUUUUUUUUUUCUUCGCUACGCGGCCUCACGUUUCUUCUCAUCUUUUGUGAAUCCUUGGCGCAGCAUUUCUAGUUGGUGGCCUACUCUGAAGAAAAUGUUUCAAUAGAGAUGGCCAAACUUUCACGACGUGCCUCGUCGUCUGCAGCAACGCCGUCAACAGCCUCCACAGCACACACUGCAACUACAUCAGCAGGAACUUCAGCCAGGCCGAGUCAUGCCACAGGCGACACGCAUCAGCAGUCCAAUCCUCCAGAACAGCAAGAGCAACUUCAAGCCGAUCAAGAGCAAACGGUGCCACAUCUGCAACGCAUUGCCCGUCGUGCCACCAGCGGGGGCACUACCAGCAACAAAAACAAUCAGAACAACAACAAAAGACUCCAAUCAGCUUCUCUUAUUGAUACCAGCGCUGAUGUCCCGCACGAUAAUCCAACGUCAUCACCGACACCGACGACGCUAUCGAGCCACAGCAGCAACACCAGCCACACUGCCGCACGCCACAACGAGAGCAGCGCCAAGCCCGCUGGCCCCACUCCCGCCCCCAAUCUCGGCCAUGUCACGGCAAAGCCCUACAUGCCGCUCCUGCCGCCCGGCGAACGUAAUCUGACGGAGGCCGAGAACCUAGCGGAGCGGGCCAGGAUCCGGGCGGAGUUCUUUGCCACCUACGACGUAAUGACGGGGGUGAGGAUCGCCGCCACCUUGGGCGGAUUCUUUGGGCUGAUGGUCUUUCUCAUCGUUUGGAAGAGUCGAAGCAGCAGCAACGAAACGAUGAAGGUGCUCAAGGAUCCCAAGAUGGCGGCGGUAGCGGCUGUGUGUAUGCAGGAGGAGGAGGAGCGGGAGAUUCACGAGGCCAUUGUGGCCACGGGGAUGUCCAUAUACCCGGAAGAAUACGAUGCCCUCGUUUACCGUCGACAGCGGAUGUUAUCCCUGGGAAACGUGAGUGCUCCUCCGCUGCUCAAUCGUGGAUAUCGUUGUGGUUCAGUUGGAGGAGUGGGCGCUGGUCACCCAGUGGGCUAUAGCUACUUGCUGGAGCCACCUCGCCGCUUCUCCUACUCGGCCAUGUCACCGGGAGCAGGUGGGCCCGGUCAUAUUGGGCGCCGCAAGAGCGGGUCAGAGUCGUCUCGGAUUUUUAGCAACUAUCCCAUGGGCGGCAGUUUUGGAACGGAUGACUAUUUCGUGGAGACGGACGACGAAUUGGAGGCGGAGGAGUACAUGCAGCGAGAUGCCCGGGAAGAAACGGAUAAUCAACACCAGCGCACGGACUCCACGAGAAGCAAGCAGGGAUUUCUGUCCGUACCGAUAGCGGGCCACGAUUCCCGGCGGAGCAGUGCCAUGACCUGUUGCAGCACAGACAGCUCCUACCUGGAGCGGCGCACCUCCGCCUACAUGGGCGGCUGUAUGGGAAACCUGCCUCCGGCAUUGGACCGCAAAAUGUCUACAGCUUCGCGAACUUCGAGCAUUGAGAACUGGGACUAUUACUAUCCGGAUAUCCAAGUGAUCCAGCCCACGCCAAAGGCUUCGCCCUGUCCCUCGGAACGGAGUAUUCACGAAUCGACCGGCACAGUAGCCGGAGCAGGAUCUCGAGGUUCCAAUCUGUGUGCGCCAAACAUUAAGCGGAAGCAUAGCAUCGUGUCUUACGAUCCGGACAGUGCACAGGCAGGCCGGAAGCAGCAGAUCCACUCGAUCAGUGCCGAUACCGUGGACGUUUAUCCCUACAACCAGGAGAGCACCGUGGACCUGGCACUGCCGUUGCCCAAGCCGGUGCAGUCAGCACCGCCCACUAGUGUCCACCAGGCGUUUCACUUCUGCGACUCGCCCUCCGAGGAGCUGCGACUGGGUGUGCGCCGGAAGCUGACGCUGGUGGAGCUGCAGCGAAAUGAGAGCAAUAACAAUAGCUUUCCGUACACGGCGACGGCAGCGAUUCCGACAGCUGUACCCGCAGUUCCGGGCACCGCUCCCAAUUCGAGCAGCCUCAGUGUGGACAGCCCGCCGGUAAGUCUGGAGCGUCUUAACGGUGGCAACGGAAGCGGAGGUAGCGGCAGCCUGAGCACCGUAUCCGCGUCCAAUAAGCUGCCAGCGGGGAUCGUCGGAAACAACAAUCCCGAGAAGCGAGCGCCACUGGCCUCACUAAGUUCCUUUAAGAUCUCUUCGCUGGAGUGCCCCGACUUGGAGAUGCGCUCCCUUGACGAGGACUCGGUUUUUGGGGUGGAGAGCCCUGCGGACACGGACGACGACAUGCAGCAGCUGAGCAGCGACAGCGAGGAGCAAGAGGCGGCCGCCCAGGCUCAGGCACAAGCCCAGGCGGCGGCUCAAUCGCAAUUACAGAGCUCUUCAAUCCGGAUUAGUGGCGAUAGUAAGCCCAGUCCUAUUCCCUUGGCCAUGCCACUGAAACGCCUCAGUCUAAGUUCAGUGCCAUCGACAGGUAUGACUGGUUCGGGUGGUGGUGCCCGACCCCGGAGGCCUCUGCUCCAAAGACACCGCACCAUUAGCGCCACCUCCAGCGAUCGUGUGGCACUCAUCGCCCAGCCUCUGCCGCUGCAACAGUUCCACAUGGGCCUGCCCAUCCAGUCGGAGGUGCCGCCGCUAGAAACGCAUUUUGGUGCCGUCAUCAGUCAGAGUCCGCCGAGGAGGGGACCGCUGCUGCAACAGUACAGUGAUCCGCAAACGACGACGACAACCACAACGACUACCACGACGGAGGACGACACCUGCUCCACGCUCAACACAGAGCUGGGAUUGGCGGACGGGUCAGGAGCAGGUGGAGUAGGUGGCCCCGGCGGGGGAGGCGGAGAGUCUGCCACGCACACACAGUACAGCAGCCUGAAUACGGUCAUCAGCCUGGGCAGAUCAACGCCCAGUCCCGUUCCUCUAACCAUCGCCACCCGGAUGGACAAUAACGCCACCACAUCGCAAACCAGUCAGCAGCCAGCUCAACUGCCAACGAACGCCUUCCGCCUGGUGCACGAUCCCUGUCCCUCGUCCGUCUCCGACUCGGUGAUAGCCACCCGGCAUCAGAGCAUCUGCAUGCCGGCCUCCCUCAAGGACCUGAUCCUGCGAAAGGCCCCUCCCACUUCUUCCCAGCCCAGCAGUGGGAUCAGCCGAAGUGCCACCAAUCUGAGCUGUGAGGGCGGAGGCGCCAGUGCCCCAACUACAACGACUGCCACGCCAGCCGUCAUGCUAGAGCUUCCUCUGAUCCGGCUGCCCAACGAUGACGAGGAAGAUGAAAGGGAUAAGGUGGUGGCGCGAGAUAGGCAACGGGAACGUGAUCGGGAGAGUGCAGAUGCCAGUGGAGAGAAGCGCGAUCCCAGCCUGCCCGGCACCUCCAGGAAAUGGUCCAAGGAGACACUGUUCUAGCCCAGUUGGUUUCCACUGCUGCAACGAGGGCAGUUCCCUGGGUCGGGCCAUUAUAUAAGAGCUUAGAAAUUGACUUUGUACGCAUGGUAAUGGGAACUACAGUGAAAACUCCGUAGUCUAGCCUUCUUACUAACUCGGCCUUAACUAAAUCUAAAAGAUAAAUCUUCAGGGUACUCAUGACAUCUAUCUUCCAUUUCCAAUCUAGGUCAUAAAAAGGGCAUCUCUCUACAAACUUUUCUUUAUGCUUCCGUGAAAG